CAGCGAGACAGUUAAAGAGAGUGGCAUUUUAUAUUAAGUUGAGUUUUCCAUCAUUUUUUGAUGGUGAUUUGUGUCUUUUAGCGUUUGUGAAAAAUUGCAUUUUUUAUAGCUUUUAAUUAAUAUAUAUAAUUUAAAACUAGUUGAUUUCUUGACAUAUUAAAUUAUAUAAAAUAAAAUAUGGUUCCUCAAAAUUUAAACAUGGUGGAUGAUAUUUUGAGGUCCACACGUAUAUUUGUGGUACAGAAAAAUGGGGACCUUUCCGACAAAUUUGGCCGAAACAUAAAUUUAAUCUGUGAAUACGACUUACAAGGGAUGGUUGUGAAAAUGUUUACUGAUGAAGAUGUGAAUUCUUGUGCUCAAUACUUAAUCACCAAUGAAACUAAUUCAGCUAAUUUUGGCGACCUAAGUCACAUAAUAAAUUUCGAAUUCGAAACAAUAUGCGUAAAGUUUGAAUCUCAUACAGACUCACAAAAAUUUCGUCAAUGUUUAAGUAGAGUGAAAAAACCUCAAUCUGUUUUUUCAAUGCGAACAGAAGAAUCUUCUGCGUCACAGUAUUUUCAAUUUUAUGGAUAUCUAAGCCAACAACAAAAUAUGAUGCAAGAUUAUGUGCGCACUAGCACAUACCAAAAAGCAAUUUUGGGAAAUUCAAUUGAUUUCAAUGGAAAAAUUAUUCUUGAUGUUGGUGCCGGAUCGGGUAUUUUAUCAUUUUUUGCUGUUCAGGCUGGUGCUUCGAAAGUAUAUGCCAUUGAGGCCAGUAAUAUGGCAAAUUUUGCACAACAAUUGGUUAGAGCCAAUCAGAUGGACGAUCGGAUUGUAGUUAUUCCUGGCAAAAUUGAAGAAGUGGAACUACCUCAGAUGGUGGAUGUAAUUAUAUCUGAGCCUAUGGGUUAUAUGUUGUAUAAUGAACGAAUGCUAGAAACAUAUCUACAUGCUCGCAAGUGGCUGAAACCAGAUGGUAAAAUGUUUCCAAGCGAAGGGGACCUACACAUUGCUCCAUUUACUGACGAAGCACUAUACAUGGAACAAUAUAACAAAGCCAAUUUCUGGUAUCAGAAAUCUUUUCAUGGAGUAAAUUUAACUACAUUGCAUGAAGAAGCGAUGCAAGAAUAUUUUCGUCAACCCGUUGUGGAUACAUUUGAUAUUCGAAUUUGCAUUAGUAAAUCUAUUAAACAUUCUGUUAAUUUUUCAAUGGCAAAGGAAACUGACCUUCAUCUAAUUGAUAUUCCUUUGCAAUUUCAAGCGUUGCAAACAGGGAUUUGUCAUGGAUUAGCUUUCUGGUUUGAUGUUGCAUUUAAUGGAUCCACGCAACAGAUUUGGUUAUCAACAUCACCUAUAUCCCCCUUAACACAUUGGUAUCAAGUUCGCUGCUUACUUCAAAACCCUAUUUACGUAAGACAAGGUCAAACCAUAACAGGUCAAGCCUUACUGGUAGCAAAUAAACGUCAAAGCUACGACGUAACCAUAACUCUGCGUGUUGAAGGUACAAACACAGCUUCAUCAAAUACUUUGGACUUGAAGAAUCCCUAUUUUCGUUAUACGGGGGCUCCUACACAGCCACCACAUGGGACAACAACACAAUCUCCAUCGGAAGCAUAUUGGUCACAUUUGGACACGCAACAAGCAAAUCGAAACGGUACUCAAAUUUUUAACUAUUAAUCAAAUGUACAUGUGUUUGUCAUAAAUCAUAUUGUGAAUGAAACCUAGAAGUUAUUAUCAAUAAGAAAUAUGAAUCAAGGAAAACAAUUAUUUGUAAAAGAGGAUCUUUAGCAGGAUUUUUUGAUAAGAAUUGUUUCAAAAUAUUUUUCUCAAAAGUUAUCUUUUUCCUUCGAUAAAUAAAAUAUGAUGAUGAUUAAAGAAGAAUUCUCGCGCAUAAAAGCUUGGGAUUCCAAAUGUUAA
Molecule: messenger RNA, 1896 nt
Organism: Contarinia nasturtii (swede midge)
Lineage: Eukaryota; Metazoa; Arthropoda; Insecta; Diptera; Cecidomyiidae
Gene: Art4
Product: histone-arginine methyltransferase CARMER
Exons: 6
Coding region: 178-1656 (492 amino acids)
Biological process (GO): peptidyl-arginine methylation
Molecular function (GO): protein-arginine N-methyltransferase activity
Source: RefSeq, a predicted model, not a curated record